This is a messenger RNA of Pteropus alecto (black flying fox), 954 nucleotides long. RefSeq names its product putative olfactory receptor 52P1. The transcript has a single exon. NCBI's taxonomy places the organism in Eukaryota, Metazoa, Chordata, Mammalia, Chiroptera, Pteropodidae. The coding region runs from base 1 to 954 and encodes 317 amino acids. Gene Ontology annotation, biological process: G protein-coupled receptor signaling pathway. The record is from RefSeq and is a predicted model, not a curated record. Gene Ontology annotation, molecular function: olfactory receptor activity; G protein-coupled receptor activity. Gene Ontology annotation, cellular component: membrane.
AUGGCAGACAAUGUUACACAUAGCUACAUUUCAUCUUUCUUCCUAGUUGGUAUUCCUGGUUUGCAAGAUUUUCACUGCUGGAUUGGUAUCUCUGUCUGCCUCCUGUUUUCCCUGACCCUGCUGGGGAACAGUGUAAUCAUUGUAACCAUUAAACUGGAGCCAAGCCUCCACCAGCCUAUGUAUUUCUUCCUUUGCAUGCUGGCAAUGAAUGACAUGGCUCUUGCCUCUUCCACAGCCCCCAAGAUGCUUGGCAUCUUCUGGUUGGAAGCUCACAGUUUUGAGUUUAAUAUCUGCCUAGCACAAAUGUAUUUCAUCCACACGUUCUGCAUAAUUGAGUCAGCUCUUUUAGUUGCCAUGGCCUUUGAUCGCUAUGUAGCUAUUUGCAUCCCACUGCAUUAUACGACUAUCCUGACAACACCAAUGGUCAUUAAAAUGGGUCUGGGUGGUGUGACCCGAGCUGUCCUUAUGGUUUUACCUUGUCCGCUUCUCAUUAAGAGGCUACCAUACUAUACUAAAUAUGUCAUCAAUCACACCUAUUGUGAGCACAUGGCUGUGGUGAAGCUGGCCAGUGCCAACACUCUCAUUAACAGAGCAUAUGGAAUCUCGGUAGCCCUUUCAGUGAUGAUAUUGGACCUAGGGCUCAUAGCGACAUCCUAUAUCAAAAUCCUCCAGGCAGUCUUCCGGCUCUCUUCCCAGAAUGCUCGCUCUAAGGCACUGGGCACCUGUGCUGCCCAUGUCUGCACUAUACUUGUCUCCUACACACCUGCACUGUUUAGUUUCCUAACUCACCGCAUUGGCAAGAAGGUACCUCCAAGCAUCCACAUAAUUUUUGCAAGUUUGUACCUUUUGGUUCCUCCCACAGUCAAUCCCCUGGUAUAUGGUGUGAAGACCAAGCAGAUUCGGGACCGAGUGGUGGGUCUCUUCUUCCCAAACAGGAAAAUUUCUGAAAACUGA